Messenger RNA from Metopolophium dirhodum (rose-grain aphid), 3463 nucleotides. RefSeq names its product formin-binding protein 4-like. Gene Ontology annotation, molecular function: protein binding. The transcript is spliced from 10 exons. Lineage: Eukaryota; Metazoa; Arthropoda; Insecta; Hemiptera; Aphididae. The record is from RefSeq and is a predicted model, not a curated record. Bases 398 to 2392 code for a protein of 664 amino acids.
UCGGUGCGAUAAUAAUUAUUAAUUUUACGUCCGCGAUCAGCACUCCACAAUGUUAUUAUUGUAGUACAAAAUAUUAUGUACAAUACAAACCAAAAAUAGUAAAAGUACUGAAGACGUCGUGGUGUUCGGCGAAUGGAAAUUAAUGUAUAAUAUAAUAUCAUUAAUGUUAUAUUAGUCGAAGAUCGGAACGAUAGAAAGUCGUAUCAUCAUCGUGUAACCGCGUAUACAUAUUCUGAGUACGAGACGAUGUCCUGUUCCUGUACCAGUCGUCUUUGACACCACCUCCAACAGUAACACUGUAACAGUAACACUAAUAAUAAUAAAAGUUUUCCCGGCCUUGCGCUUCCUCAUUAAAAAUACGUUCGGGUCUUUCGGUCGAACUUCCGUCGUCGAGCAUAUGGUUUCGCGGGCAGAUUGCGCCUUACCAUCCGACAAAUCUUUCUUCUCGCAGAAGAUCGUCGCUGUUACCACGAUGAACAGGAGAAAACUGAAAUUGGACAUGACGCACUCAGCUUCGGAUGGCGAAUCUAAAGAAGUUGAAAAUUAUGUUAAUAAUGUCAAAGAACAAAUUAUGAAUGCAACUGAACUUAAUUCUGACUAUGUAUGGCAGGAGUGUUAUGAUGAUGUAUCAGGAUUUAUUUACUAUUGGAAUACCCAAACAAAUAAAGUCACAUGGGAAAAACCUGAACAUUAUGAAGCAGCACAUAGUAUUGAUAAUCAAGAUGUUGUAAACAAGACAAAAAACUCCAGAAAACGACUUUCAAGUGAUUCUUUACCUACUCUUGAUCCAAAUUCAUGUAAUGGUUCUAAAAAAUCAAAACUAGAAUCAAAAGUUUUAAGUGCACUAGUUGCUUAUGGAAGUGAUUCUAGCGAGGACGAGAAUGAAGAUGAUAAGGAUCAAAAAACUACUAUACUUCAAAGGUUGCAACAAAAGGCUGAAAUGUUCAAACAGAAGGAAUUGGCUAAAUUAUCUAAAGCUAAAUCACCUGAUUUGUGUGAAACAAAUGGUCAGCCUGAUAUAUUAGACAUUAUUGAUAAAGAAGUACCUCCAGAUUAUUUAGUAGAAAAAUCUAAUAAAUCAAAAUCUUCUGAAAAGAAGACUACUGGUGACAUUUUUGAUAUUUUAAAAAGUGAAGUACCCCCCGAUUAUGUUGAUGUCACAUUAAACAAUAAUACUGGAGAAGAAAAUAAAUUAGUUCCGUUGGAUAUUAAUGCAAUAAGUAAACUGCAUUCAAAAACUGUUGAAAAUGAUUCAAAUUCUAAAUACCAUUCAAAUACUGACGAAAAAUUAAACAAUUUUACUUCAGAUUCUUUGAAAGAAAAUUCAUUGAAAUCUAUUAAUUUAAUUGCUAAUUAUGGUGAAGAAGAUCUUGAAGAUUUAGAUGAUCAAAAAAGUGAAUCGAAUGAGAAAACACUUUCAUAUGUCCAAGACCCAUGUGCUAAUAUUAAAAUUGGAUUUGGUUAUUCUGUCUCAUCCAAACACAAAAACGGAGGUUCUAUCAACUUUGUAAAAGGGGAAACAAUAAAUGUACACGAUAAUCAUAAUUCCAAUAAAAAUAAUGUUUUUUCAAAACAUGAAAAAGAAACUAUUAAAAACUGUGAUAUGAAAAAAUCUAAAAUCCAUAUUGAAGAUUUGUCACUUCUGAUCUCAUCAAAAUUACAUUUUCUAUCAGAUUGUGAAAAUAAUGAAAAAUUGUCUACGGUUCAAGUUAUGACUAUUAAAAUUGAUACUUUAAUGGAAGCGUGGAAAGAUAAUUGUUUGAAUGACGAAUAUUUCUCAAAGUGGUUGGAUGAAAUGGCUAUCGAGUUAUGUACUUUAGAAGAGUCAGUUGCACCAGAUGGAUGGACAUGUCAAUGGGACAAAAUUAACACGCGGUAUUACUAUCAGAAUGAUGUUGAUGGCCGUACACAAUGGCAAUACCCAACCGAGGAAUCUGAACGUACUCCUUCGCCACCCAUGAUAUCUAAUGCAAGCACUCCCCCUCCUCCAAAUAUUUCCGAUCAUAAUUCUUGCCACCCUGAACCAGUGGACAUGGAUAUCGAUGAAGAUAACCAUAAAGAAGACACAGAAAUUAUUGUUCCACCAGUCCCUGGAGAUGAACUGUCGUAUGAAUUAAAUUCAUUUUAUGCUGAUCUUGCUCAGUUUGAAUCGAAACCAGCUGGUCAAAUUGAAACAAUGAUUGCAGUUCCAUCUCCCGAAAUAGUUGAAACUGCGCCAAAAUUAAAAACCCCUAUUGAUACAUUAAAAAACACUCAAGAAGAAGAAAAAGAAAUUAUCAAACCAAAAAAGAAGAAAAAGGUAGGAAAAUUGGAUGUAGGUCUAGGAUUGAAACAAAAAUAUGUAUCGUCACUGGUACAGAAGUGGCAACAAAUUCAAAAUGAAAUCAAAUGACGGCUGUUUCAUCACUCACCCAUUUUUUGUAUUAGAUUAAUUUCUAAAUCCUUAGUCUUACCAAUUAAAAUAUUAACAAUAUGUUUGUAAAUUAUGUAAUUACUUUUAGAAAUAUAUUAUUAUAUACAUAUAUUUUAAAUUAGUUAAAUUUUAAAUAUCUAUUGAAUCAUUAUAAUGUGAGGAUUACUAUUGAGAGGAUGUCAGCGCACACAUUUUUUUACAUUAAAACUAGUAUCAAAGAAUCACUUUAAUUAAAAAUGAAUUUGAUUGAGCACAAGCUUACUUUCAUUUUAAGACAAAAACCUAAUCUAAGGCUUAACAUAUUGGUAGUUCCUCAACAGAAAGAUCUAAACUGCACUUAGAAUCAAAGAGACUUACCUUAUACUAUUGGAUGGAGAAAAAUGUGUUUCUCCUAAGUGUGUGUGGAAAAACAGCUGUGACCAUUAUAUAAACAACAAUUUUGUGUGCCCUGAAAAGGAAUAUUUCUACUUAAAAAAUUGAUAUGUCAAGCCCUAAAUAAUAUUGUUGUCUACAAUAUUUUUAUAAUAGGAGUUUUUGCUCUAAAAUCAUUCUUAAAUAAUAUUUGACCGUUCUGAAUGACUGUAUUUUUAUCAAUUUUUGGUAUGAUUUCAUAAUCAGGCAACAAUCAAUACUAUGCAGAUAUAGGACCUCUUCUAAAUUACUUUAAAAUAUAAUUUACAUGCAUUUCAAUUUUUAUACAAAUUUGUUAAAUUGUUUACAUCAAACCACAUGAAUAAUGAUUGCACCUGACAUCCUUUCAAUGCAAAUUAGUAAGAAAUUAUUGAACAACGUUUGAUAAGCCGUUUAAAUAGGCCACAUAAGAAUUACUUUAUAAUAUGUGUUGUUCAGUGGUAAUAUAAAGUAUAUAACUCAAAUUUGUAUGCAUACAAUCAAUCUCCAUGCUUUGGUUUUUUAAAUUUUUAAAUUUAAAUGCAGACUUAUUCUAAAUUAUGAAAUUAAUAACUAUUGGAGAAUUUAAUAAUUUUAGUUUUAUCCUUGUAUAUCGGUUGUUAUAUUUUUUUAAUUUAGCAUAAAAUAAUUUAAUAAUUA